AAAUAUUCCUCAGAAGUUUGCUUAGUGCAGUGUGUUUGUGUGUCUGUGUGUGUGUAAAUGUAAGUGUGGGAGAAAAAGCGGCAUGAGCGUGUGAACUUAUUUAUGAGAAACCCUCUUAAUUAAAAAUUUUGCACUAAAUAAUAUUUAAGGCAGCUUUGCUAAAACCACAGGAAAACAGCCCACUCCUGGAGAAACCAAGACUGUCACCAUGGUUGCCACAAGCACAUUAAAGACCAAAAGCGGCGAAUGUAUUUCGGAUUUGGUUGACCGAAGAUAUGACCAGGCUUGCAUUGAGAAAGAACUGGAUUUCUGGGAUCACUGCUUAGCUGAGCCCCAGAGGAAUGCAGAUGUCACUGAGGACAGAACCUGUCAACAGCUGGCCAAGAUGUUUGAAAACUGCCUGUCACGAGCCAAGAAGACCACGCUGCACUGCUCCUCUGUGCUGGUACCAGAGAAGUUAACGCGGAGAAUAGCUCGCGAAGUCCUGAGGCUGGCAUCCUGCGAGCCCUGCGGCCUGCGAGGCUGUGUCCUCUAUGUCCACCUAGAGCUGGACAAGGGCUGCAAGCGGCUGGAGCGCAUCGUCUAUGAUGCCACCGUGGUGCCCACCUUUGAGUUGACUCUUGUGUUCAAGCAGGAUGGCACCGCCUGGCCCAGCCUACGGGACUUCUUCUUUAUGGGAACCUGCUUUGCCCCAGCUUUCAGGCACGUACUUAAACUGAGUCCAGGUUUCCGGCUCGUCAAGAAAAAACUGUACUCCUCCUCGGCUGGUACCGUGGUAGAGGAGUGCUGAACUAUGGGAGGGAUUAGAGUGGGAUAUUGGGUUUCCUGUGGGUAAACGCACUUCUGCCCAAAUGUAAAUGACACUCCUAGUGGUGUCAUAUUUUCUACAGUGUUUUUGUACAAUACAGUUUGUCAGUUCAACUAUUAGUAGCCAGUUCAGUUUGGAACUUGGGGUUUAAAGUUAAAAGCUUGUGCAUAAAUGAGCCUGAUAGUUCUGGGUUUGGCUUCAGUGUUUCUAAAAGUUCAUUUUUAUUAGUGAAUGGAUGUGAUUUUUUUUUUUUUUUUUUUUUUUUUUUUUUUUUUUUUUUUCUUCUCUCUCCCUAAUAGCGUUUGUUACUCACACAAUUUUAAAUUGUACAUUUUUUCAGAUGAAUGUAAAAAUGCUGAUGUUCACAUCAACAUGUUUGAGAGGGACAUACUGUGGGUAUACUUUUGUUAAAGACACUAGCCACUUUGUUGAUGCAUCUGCGUGUUUCCAGAUACAUUGAAUGUGUUCUGCAACAGUAAACACACCUAGGCUUGAAUAGGAGACUGAAAUUUAGUCUAUGGGGGCCAUAUGUAGCUAGUUGUAGAAUGCUGUAUUUAGGGCUACAGAUGUUUUUAAGACUGAAUGUCUUGUGAAGAUGCUGCUGUCUUGGUGUGGACUUCUCACACUAAGGGAAUGUGGAUGCCUUAAAUGUCAUAGAAAUUUACUUUAUUUUCACUCGGAUCACAGCUAUGCGUACGUUAAGUGUAAAUGUUUUAUUGCAUUUUUAUUUUUAUACCCUCUCCCCCAGACACACCUUUUCAAUGCCGAACCUUUAUUCACAUUAAAAUGAUGGUUCACCAAAAUCUAAAAGCUUGUUUUUUUUGUGAUUUGUUGAUUGCAAUGUGCAAAGAAAUUACUGAAUGUCUGGCUAGAAAUUUGUGUCUUUUUUUUUUUUUUUUUCUUUUUUUUUUUUUUUUUUGCCAUUUGAACUUCUUGUUAACAGAACCUAGGUCUUGUCUAUUAGGCAAUAAAAAUGUAAAUCUUA
Messenger RNA from Lates calcarifer (barramundi perch), 1793 nucleotides. RefSeq names its product DNA damage-inducible transcript 4-like protein. NCBI's taxonomy places the organism in Eukaryota, Metazoa, Chordata, Actinopteri, Centropomidae. Gene Ontology annotation, biological process: negative regulation of signal transduction. The record is from RefSeq and is a predicted model, not a curated record. Gene Ontology annotation, cellular component: cytoplasm. The coding region runs from base 209 to 790 and encodes 193 amino acids. The transcript is spliced from 3 exons.